This is a messenger RNA of Boleophthalmus pectinirostris (great blue-spotted mudskipper), 1341 nucleotides long. RefSeq lists its product as uncharacterized. The record is from RefSeq and is a predicted model, not a curated record. The transcript has a single exon. Gene Ontology annotation, molecular function: catalytic activity. NCBI's taxonomy places the organism in Eukaryota, Metazoa, Chordata, Actinopteri, Gobiiformes, Gobiidae. The coding region runs from base 1 to 1341 and encodes 446 amino acids.
AUGGCGCCAGCGUGUACAGGCAGCCGUCUACCUGCUCUACUAAAACUACUGUUUGUUGUGACAUUUCUCUCUAUUUUGUGCCAAGAUUUCUCUGGACUGCUAGUCUAUGAUCGCCAGGCACUUUUUAAUCUGAAGUGUUCUCAUGAACUGUUUCUUAACCACAACUUUGAGGAUCAAGCAUCCAGAUUCCCUCCUCACUUGGCGUCAGUCCCGGCCUACCUGCUGCGCUCACCUGUCUCCACGCGGAGGAAGCGGCCCAGAAAGCGCGGAAAACGUGGAGGCGUAUUAGUGAGAGUGAAGGCGUACUGGAGAGCCAAUGCUGGAAUUAUUCCUCUCCUCGCCACUCCUGGAAACACAGCACUUCAAGGAUCACACGGAUUACGGUGGAUCCAGCCUGUGACUCCCGUGCGCCUAGACACCGGCCUGCGUCACCUGCCGCUAGCAGCGCCACUCCACAAGCGUCUAGCCAAACGCCGCGGUGUGGAUUUGGGACGCCUUCGGUUGCUGCGCCGGAGCUCUACACGGACUCCCCAGGAUAUGACUAUCCAUUUGGGCCUUUUGAAUGCUAGAUCGCUAGCAAAUAAAACUUUUCUUCUUAACGAUUUCUUCACUUUGCGGAAUCUGGAUUUUAUGUUGCUCACGGAGACAUGGCUCCAGGUUGGUGAGUCUUCCCCUUUCUCAGAACUUGUACCACCUAACUGCUACUAUCUGAACUGUCCUCGGAUGUCUGGCAGAGGUGGGGGGCUAGCAACAAUAUACAAAUCCAGCUACGUCUGUCGGCAGGUACCGAUAGACCCGUUUUCGAGCUUUGAGCUUCAGACUUUCACAUUGAGCCUGGAUACUCCGGUCCUGUGCGCUUUGGUGUAUCGCCCUCCAAAGUUCAAUAAAGAUUUUAUUCAGGACUUCUCGGAUCUCUUGACUGGCCUGUUACUGCGCUAUGAUCAGUUUUUGAUUGUCGGUGAUUUUAAUAUUCAUGUCUGCUGUGAAUCCAGACCUUUGGCUAAAGACUUUUUAAAUUUGAUUGAUGCGUUUAACUUAACUCAGUCGGUGUUGGGCUCAACACAUGAAAAAGGACACACACUGGACUUGGUAUUGUCUUUUGGUCUUAAUGUAAAUCUAAUGGAGAUUUGCGAAACCCAUUUUUCGGACCACUUUGCCGUGUUGUUCUCUAUAACGCUGCCCCACACUGUGGUUAGUCCGUGCGCCUCAGCGCGCCGAGUGCGCACAAUUAAACUCUAUGACUGCGUCUUUGUUUUCUGGUCUGUUCAAUGCAUCGGGAAUUAUGAACCAAGACGACUGGCAAAACAUCACGCCGAAUGGUCUGCUCUCUUGUUUCAAUGA